Molecule: messenger RNA, 3033 nt
Organism: Sorex fumeus (smoky shrew)
Lineage: Eukaryota; Metazoa; Chordata; Mammalia; Eulipotyphla; Soricidae
Gene: NINL
Product: ninein like
Exons: 20
Coding region: 12-2735 (907 amino acids)
Biological process (GO): microtubule anchoring at centrosome
Cellular component (GO): centrosome
Molecular function (GO): calcium ion binding
Source: RefSeq, a predicted model, not a curated record
CUUGCUAUGGGAUGGAUGGAGAAGAGAACCACUAUGUGUCCCAGCUCCGGGAGCUCUACAGCAGCUGUGACACCACCGGGACCGGCUUUCUGGACCGGGACGAGCUGACCCAACUCUGCCUGAAGCUGCGUGUGGAAGCGCAGCUGCCCCUGCUCUUGCAGACCCUGCUUGGAGGCGACCGCUUUGCCCGGGUCAGCUUCGAGGAGUUCAAGGAAGGCUUUGUGGCAGUGCUGUCAGCAGAUGCUGCGGCCGAGGCCUCGGAGGAAAACGCUGCUUCUCUGGAGUCAGCUGCGCCUGGCGCUGUCCCGCCCAAGUAUGUGAGGGGCUCCAAGCGGUACGGACGCCGCAGCCUCCCCGAGCCCCGCGACCCCGAGGCUGAAGUCCAGCGUCUGCUGGAGCCGUCCUGGAGCCAGCUGCGCCGCGCUGCGUCCCUGGAGAGUGUGGAGAGCCUCAAGUCGGACGAGGAAGCCGAGAGCCCUAAAGAGCCUCCGAAUGAUCUGUUCGAAGCACAAGGCCAGCUGCCUACCUGGGGCUCCGAGAAGCCCCAUGGCACCGCCUCAGACCCUCCCGGGAAUCGUGUCCGGGGCCUCUGGGAGCAGCUGGAUGUCGGCCGCAGCGGGCACCUCACCGAGCAGGAGCUGGCCCUGGUGUGCCGGAGCGUCGGGCUCCCGGCCCUGGAGGAGGAGCUGCAGGGCCUGUUCAGCCAGCUGGACCGGGACGGGGACGGCAGGCUGAGCCUGGAGCAGCUGCAGCUGGGCCUCGGCCACGGCGGGCCCUGGUCUCACGCCCAGGUGCUGGAGGAGGGGAGCUGCCACACGAUGACCAGCUCUUCUCUCGUGUCACUGUGCUCGGGCCCCCGGCUCCUCUGCAGCCUGGACGACGGCUCAGGCUUUGCCGCUCCCGAGCAGCUCAUCGCCCUCUGGGCGCAGGAGGGGGUUCCCAACGGGGCCGAGGUCCUGCAGAGUCUUGACUUCAGUGUGGACGAGAAGGUGAACCUCCUGGAGCUGGCGUGGGCCCUUGAGAACGAGCUGGUGGCUGUCAGCGGGACCACGCAGCAGGCGGCUUUGGCUUGCUACCGCCAGGAGUUGAGCUUCCGCCAGGGCCAGGCAGAGCAGAUGGAGAAGGAGCGAGACAAAGCCCGGCAGGACCUGGAGAGAGCCGAGAAGAGGAACCUGGAGUUUGCCAGAGAGAUGGACGACUGCCACUCGGCCUUGGAGCAGCUCACGGAGGAGAGGUUCAAGCGCUUGGAGCGGGACUUCGGGGAGCGGCUGAGCACACUGCGGGCGCAGGCGGAGCAGGAGCGUGAGCUGCAACGGGAGCAGGCCCAGGGGCUCACGGCCCAGCUGGAGCGGGGCCUCGGGCAGGCGCGUGAGCGGGAGGCUGGCCUGCGGGAUGCGCUGGCUCUGGCCCUGCAGGAGAACAGCCGGCUGCAGAAGGAUGUGACUGAGCUGGCAGAGAAGCUCUCAGAGUCCCAGAGGCUGGUCCGGAGGCUGCAGCAGGACCUGGAGUCGGUGCUGAAGGACAAGCUGGAGCCCCAGAGCGCAGAGCUACUGGCCCAGGAGGAACGCUUUGCCCAGCUCCUUAAGGAGUUCCAGCGCAAGUGCCGGGAUUUACAGGACCAGAACGAUGAGCUGCAGAUGGCCCUCGAGGGUCUGCAGGCAAGGCUGCCCCUGAACCCCCAAGGUCGGCCACAGACACAGACGGAUGGGCAGCUGCUCCCUGGACACUGCCCAGCAGGUAGGCGGGGCCUCUCGUCUGCAGGCUCUCCCCUGUUGGCGGCGAGUAUCCAGACGGAACUCAUGCUGGAGCAGGCGAAGGAGCAUUAUCAGGACCUUAAGAUCCAGCUGGAGAUGCAGGUGAAGCACUACGAGAAGGAGGCAGAGGUGAUGAAGCGGGACUUCGCGCAGGAGAGGAAGGAGGCAGAGCGGGCGUUCAGCCUCCAGGUCCAGGUGCUGGAGGAACAGAAGGCCGAGCUGGAGGCGCUUCUCCGCGGCCUACAGGAGCGGCCCCGGGCCGGGCCCCUGGAGGAGCAGCGCGGUGUGCAGGCGCCACCGGCCUGGGAGGACCCGCAGGAGCGGGGCCCGCUCGGAAGAAUGGAGGUGGAUCGACUUUCUGAAGCAAACACGUUGUUGACGACCAAGCUUGAAAGGCUUCAGGAAGAGCUCCGGGCUGCAGAGAGGACAAGCAGCACCCAGAGGCAGGAAAUCGAAGCCUUACGGGGAGACAGAGAGAAGGCCUGCUCGGCGCUGGGGGAACUUGGCAAACAGAAUCAGAAGUACAAGGCUGAACUGUCCCAGCUUGGAGAGAGGGUCCUACAGCUGCGGGAGGAGGUGGCCACACAGCAGGCUCAGAACGAGGAGAACCACGCUACCAUCCGGCUGUUGCGGCAGCAGCUGGAGGAGACCAGGCAGCAGCAGGGGCUGUGGGAGGAAGAGGAGCCGCAGCAGCUGCGAACCGCAGAGGCGUGUGCGGAGGAGGCAGGGCUGGCCCUGAAGAGCGCGGAGGGGCUCCUGCAGGACAAGGUGUGCGAGCUGCGCCAGCAGCUGGCCUCGCGCAGCAGGGCGGAGCUGCUGCUGCAGGAGCUGUACGUGGAGAACGCCCACUUGGCGACGCAGCUUCGGGCCGCAGAGGAGCAGCGCCGUGGAGCCCAGAGCAGGGCACGGGCCCUGGAGGAGAAGGUCCAGGCCCUGCAAGGGCUGCUCGGCCAAGUCGCGGCCGCCGCACUCGCCGUGUGAUGCGGGGUGAGCAGCAGGCCACCUUCUCCCCAGCGCACGGAACUGCCCUCAGCGAGCAACCAGAGAGAAGGCACCCGGGCCACGGCACUCUGGCAAAGAGACCAGCUGGGGAAAUGAAGGAAACCUCCCUCCCAGGGCGUCCUGGCGAUGCCAAGAGAGAUGCACCGCAAGCCUGUCACUCGGCCACCCGGAUGGAGAUGCCCAGCAGUGCCAAGUGCCGGCCUUCAGAACAGUGUCGUGCCUGUGGCCAGGGAGCCCUGCAGGAGGGUGGCUGGGCCACACUGGCUCAGGGAUAGUA